Messenger RNA from Odocoileus virginianus texanus, 3470 nucleotides. RefSeq names its product phosphodiesterase 10A (gene PDE10A). Gene Ontology annotation, molecular function: 3',5'-cGMP-stimulated cyclic-nucleotide phosphodiesterase activity; protein binding. Gene Ontology annotation, biological process: negative regulation of receptor guanylyl cyclase signaling pathway; signal transduction. The record is from RefSeq and is a predicted model, not a curated record. Lineage: Eukaryota; Metazoa; Chordata; Mammalia; Artiodactyla; Cervidae.
CUUGUCCCCAGGCCACGGCAGUUGGAAUCUGUUGGAGGGCGGUUGGUCAGCCCUCGGCCUGAGGGAGCUGGGCAGCCGGAGCCUCCGCCGCUGUGUCUGCUUGGACUCCGGGUGGAGAGGAGGCUGUCUGAGGACUCGCGAGCAAGUCCCUGGGUCCAGGACAGCCCGCAGGCCGGAUGCCAGCCCCGGGGGUCAGGCUGCCCGAGAGGCCGGGCCGGCCGGAGGGGCCAGCUUAGCAGCACUGUGCUGUGGACCGGAGAAGCCCUCCUGCUUCCUUCUGCCCGUGAUCCCCGGCAGCUAAUGACUUCCUGUGGGAUGGCAAGAUGGUAUGAUUUGACAGAUGAAAAAGUGAAGGCCUAUCUUUCUCUCCACCCUCAGGUAUUAGAUGAAUUUGUGUCUGAAAGCGUUAGUGCAGAGACUGUAGAAAAAUGGCUGAAGCGGAAAAACAAGAAAUCAGAAGAUGAAUCAGCUCCUAAGGAAGUCAGCAGGUAUCAAGAUACAAAUAUGCAAGGAGUUGUGUAUGAACUAAACAGCUAUAUAGAACAACGGCUGGAUACAGGAGGGGACAACCAGCUACUCCUCUAUGAAUUGAGUAGCAUCAUCAAAAUUGCCACAAAAGCUGAUGGAUUUGCACUGUAUUUCCUUGGAGAGUGCAAUAACAGCCUUUGUGUGUUUAUCCCGCCUGGAAUCAAGGAAGGAAAACCCAAGCUCAUCCCCGCGGGUCCCAUCGCCCAGGGCACCACCACCUCCGCCUACGUGGCCAAGUCCAGAAAAACGUUGCUGGUGGAAGACAUCCUCGGGGAUGAACGGUUUCCAAGAGGUACUGGGCUGGAGUCAGGGACGCGAAUCCAGUCUGUGCUGUGCUUGCCGAUCGUCACUGCGAUCGGGGACUUGAUUGGCAUCCUGGAGCUCUAUCGGCACUGGGGCAAAGAAGCCUUCCGUCUGAGUCACCAGGAGGUUGCAACAGCGAAUCUCGCCUGGGCUUCAGUAGCGAUACAUCAAGUGCAGGUAUGCAGAGGUCUUGCCAAACAGACUGAACUGAAUGACUUUCUACUCGACGUAUCAAAAACAUAUUUUGAUAACAUAGUUGCAAUAGAUUCUCUACUUGAACACAUAAUGAUAUAUGCAAAAAACCUGGUGAAUGCCGACCGUUGUGCCCUUUUCCAGGUAGACCAUAAGAACCAGGAGUUAUAUUCAGACCUUUUUGAUAUUGGAGAGGAAAAGGAAGGGAAGCCCGUCUUCAAGAAGACCAAGGAGAUCAGGUUUUCAAUCGAGAAGGGAAUUGCUGGCCAAGUAGCAAGAACCGGGGAAGUUCUGAACAUUCCGGAUGCCUACGCAGACCCGCGCUUUAACAGAGAGGUGGACUUGUACACGGGCUACACCACCCGGAACAUCCUGUGCAUGCCGAUCGUCAGCCGGGGCAGCGUCAUCGGCGUGGUGCAGAUGGUCAACAAGCUCAGCGGCAGCGCCUUCUCCAAGACGGACGAGAACAACUUCAAGAUGUUUGCUGUCUUCUGUGCUUUAGCCUUACACUGUGCCAAUAUGUACCACAGGAUCCGGCACUCGGAGUGCAUCUACAGGGUCACCAUGGAGAAGCUGUCCUACCACAGCAUCUGCACCGCGGAGGAGUGGCAAGGCCUCAUGCACUUCAGCCUGCCCGGCCGGCUGUGCAAAGAGAUCGAGCUGUUCCACUUUGACGUCGGCCCCUUUGAAAACAUGUGGCCUGGAAUUUUCGUGUACAUGAUCCACCGAUCCUGUGGGACAGCCUGCUUCGAGCUGGAGAAGCUGUGUCGUUUCAUCAUGUCCGUGAAGAAGAACUACCGCCGGGUCCCUUACCACAACUGGAAGCACGCGGUGACAGUGGCGCACUGCAUGUACGCCAUCCUGCAGAACAACCACGGGCUCUUCACUGACCUCGAGCGCAAAGGCCUGCUCAUCGCGUGUCUGUGCCAUGACCUGGACCACCGCGGCUUCAGCAACAGCUACCUGCAGAAGUUCGACCACCCGCUGGCCGCACUCUACUCCACGUCCACCAUGGAGCAACACCACUUCUCCCAGACCGUGUCCAUCCUGCAGUUGGAAGGGCACAACAUCUUCUCCACCCUGAGCUCCAGCGAAUACGAGCAGGUACUUGAGAUCAUCCGCAAAGCCAUCAUCGCCACAGACCUCGCUCUGUACUUCGGGAACCGGAAGCAGCUGGAGGAGAUGUACCAGACCGGAUCGCUGAACCUUAAUAACCAGUCACAUAGAGACCGUGUCAUCGGUUUGAUGAUGACCGCCUGUGAUCUUUGUUCUGUGACAAAGCUGUGGCCAGUGACGAGACUGACGGCCAACGACAUAUAUGCAGAAUUCUGGGCGGAGGGCGAUGAAAUGAAGAAGCUGGGGAUACAGCCCAUUCCCAUGAUGGACAGAGACAAGAAGGACGAGGUCCCACAAGGCCAGCUGGGGUUCUACAAUGCCGUGGCCAUUCCCUGCUACACCACCCUCACCCAGAUCUUCCCCGCCACGGAGCCACUCCUGAAGGCGUGCAGGAAUAACCUGAGCCAGUGGGAGAAGGUGAUCCGGGGCGAGGAGAGCGCCCUGGGGAUCCUGGACACGCCAGAGGCCCAGGAGUCCUCGGAGAAGCUGCCCGUGAAGACCGAUGACUGAUGGUCCCCAGCGGGCCGUCCCACCUGGAGAUGCUCAUCCUGCUUCUUUGACUUUUCUUCCUUUUAUUUUCGGGGGGAACCUACACCUGUUAACUGGGAUGCAGAGCUCUUCAAGAAGGACCACCAAGUGAACACGUCCAGCAGAAGGCUCCCUGCCACGUCCUCGACGGUGAUCGGCCAGGCCUGGAGACGCGCUCCCCAGAGACGCCUGUUGACUUGUGACCUGGCCUUUUUUGAUGGGCUGCUAGGCAGAGGCCCUAAUGGAGACGGACGCUUAGAAGGGGGUACUUUUCCCACUGUGUCUUUCUAGUGAGGGUUGAAACGGUACUAUGAUGAGACUGCACUUCGGCUUCCACACCAGUGUUGCUUUCAUGUUGUUGGCUAUAAAUAGGAGCUUUGACACGUUGCACUUGUGGAUGUUCGUGUGUGACCUGGUUGUCGUUAGCAUGGAUCGUGGCAGGCAGCCUCAGCCCGUGGCAUCAAGCUGACAGAGCAAGAAGCGUCUUUCUGCAAUCAUUGAUGGAAAAUAGUCAGACUUGGGUUCAGAGCCUCGUGAAUUAAAAAAAGUUAGGUGGACUAAAGCGUACUCUUCAAAUUUAUAUAAAGGGCUUAGAUGCAUAAAUUUAACACUAAAGGAAGUAGAUUUUCUAUCCUCUGGAGAAGAGAUUCAGAUAUACAUCAUAAUAAAUCUAAGAACUCCAAUAUCAAUUCUAAAGAUGUUAAGAGAAUUUUUUUUUCCUUUAUUGUAGUCUUGGCAAAUUUCCUAAACCCUUUACACAAAGAACAAAAUAAAAGCAAGGCAUACAAAUGUUUUUCAACGGA